UUCCCGAUGGGCCAACAGGCUCGACGAAGCCAAGCGGCUUGCUCGAGGUCGCCCUCCUGGGAAGUGGCAGAGCCCAUCCUAAAGCCCAGGACUGCCUCUUUGCAGUCACCGGGCAGCCCUAACCCUCGCUUGGGCGCAUUCUGGUGAAGCCUGCGUGGGGGGUCGUUACACACACACCCCCGGCCCAAUCCCCCCAUCGGUGGUGUGGUCUGGCUUGCCACGCUUGAUGCUGUCCUGCACAGCCCGGCUCGGGUUUGAGUGAGGUCGUAAGGAGGAAGUCCCCACCACCUCCCACUCAGGGUCUGAAAAGAGGGGAUAGACGAGACAGUCACGUUGAUACAACAUCAGGGCGUGUUGAAAGCAAAGUACGUUCAGUGAGAUUCUGUUAGCCUCAUUUAGCCUGUGGUUUCAUAGAUGUGGAAACAGGUUCAGAGACAUGAAGUAACUGCCCUUGGUUUACAGAGUUUGUAGGUGCAGUGAGGAUUUCAAUCUAUUUUUCUCUGCCUUCAAAACCUAUGUGUUUUAUAUGCUGCCAUGUUUUUGGUAUUGUUCUUUUUCAAUUUACUUAAAUGGUGGCUGCAUGGUGUAGACCAGUCAUUCAGGGAGCACAGGCCCCAGACCAGCAAGUCACUGUUAACUAAGAACAUGUUAAAAAUGAACAUUCUUGGGCUCCACCUCAGACCUACUAAGUUUGCAAGUUGGGGGGGGGGGGGGAGUCCAGCUUUCUGCAUUUUAACAUGUCCUCAGGUGAUUCUGAUACUCACAUUUGAGAACUUCUGGUGAUUCAUGCAGGGGUUAUGAUAAAGUGCAGAUUCUUUCUGCAGGUCUGGGGACAGACCAGAGAUUCUGCAUAUCCCUAACACGUGCCUGAGUGAUGCUGAGAGUUCCGGUCCACAGACCGUAUUUUGAGUAGCAAGGGUGUAAACGACAUUUAGAGCAGCAGUUCUCAAACUUGGAUGCACGUGAGAAUUAGUUGGGGAGCUUUGAAAAAGAGGAUACCUGGACCCCACCCCUGACCAAAUGAAUCAGAACCUCUGGGGUGUGGCAGCAGCCAACAGCCCUCGGUGUGGAAGAAUGGCCGUGAGCCACUCGGUGAAGGAGCGGACCAUCUCUGAGAACAGCCUGAUUAUCCUGCUGCAGGGCCUCCAGGGCCAGGUGACCACGGUGGACCUGCGCGACGAGAGCGUGGCCCGCGGACGCAUAGACAACGUGGACGCUUUCAUGAACAUCCGCCUGGUCAAUGUCACCUACACGGACCGCUGGGGGCAUCAGGUCGAGCUGGAUGACCUCUUCGUGACAGGCCGUAACGUCCGUUACGUCCACAUCCCGGAUGAUGUGAACAUCACGGCGACCAUUGAGCAACAGCUGCAGGCCAUCCACCGGGUGCGCAACUUUGGCGGCAAGGGCCAAGGCCGGCGGGAAUUUCCCUCCAAGAAGUAUAAAUGAGCCGGCUCGACAGCAAGCCCCCGUCCCCACUCAAGUUCCCCCGGGGUUCUGCCGAGCCAACCGCCUGCGCCGCCUCCCUGCCCAGAGCCCAGAGGGCGCGCGGGGCCAGCCCAGAAACGGGUGUCUCUGAGAGACACCCCUGUCACAGCUGCCUUUCGCAGGGUCCCAUCUCCUAGGCCCCCCCUGGGAUCCUGUCUCUCUGCCUGUGGCCUUGAGGCAGGGGACAUUGAUCACCUUGUGAUGAUUUGCAUCAGAAUCUGAUUUACUGAUUUAGGGAAUCUGCCAAGUAGUUUCCAACCCUCUCCCAGUGAGAGUUACCAAGUGUACUUAGCCUGGGCCACCCCUCAGUGUUCCGGUUUCCCACAGUUGUUUUUCUUUCUCAUAAAACUUGGAUGCAAACAAGUC
Molecule: messenger RNA, 1851 nt
Organism: Lynx canadensis (Canada lynx)
Lineage: Eukaryota; Metazoa; Chordata; Mammalia; Carnivora; Felidae
Gene: LSM10
Product: LSM10, U7 small nuclear RNA associated
Exons: 2
Coding region: 1021-1446 (141 amino acids)
Biological process (GO): mRNA 3'-end processing by stem-loop binding and cleavage
Cellular component (GO): nuclear body; cytoplasmic U snRNP body
Molecular function (GO): U7 snRNA binding; histone pre-mRNA DCP binding
Source: RefSeq, a predicted model, not a curated record